Molecule: messenger RNA, 1260 nt
Organism: Camellia sinensis
Lineage: Eukaryota; Viridiplantae; Streptophyta; Magnoliopsida; Ericales; Theaceae
Source: RefSeq, a predicted model, not a curated record
AUGGAAGACGACGCAGGUCCUAGUUACACUGUGCCCAGUAAUGCAACCCGGGAAGCUAUCGAUGAAAUUGCACGGGAAAUGGUGGUCGAAACUGAUCACAACUUCCUAGAGGCGUAUAACAGUGUAGCUACAUAUUACUUCAACCAUUAUCACAGAGUGCCUCGAAAUACAUCCAUACUUACAGGACAUUUAUGGAUGUAUGAGUUGUUUAACGGUCACCAAGGCCGGUUUGAAGAUGCUGUCAGCAUGUCCAAACAAGUGUUCUUGAUGUUAUGCGACACUCUUCAUAGUUUCGGAUUGACACUGCCACAGCGGGAGCAUGGCGUUCCGCUAGAAGAGAAGGUAGCCAUUUUCAUUUGUGCAUUGCAGGGAAUGAAGAUGAAAGAUUUGCAAGAACGGUUCCAACACUCGAAGGAGAUAUUGUCACGGCAUUUUCAUGAGGUUUUGAAAGUUAUGAUACCGUUCACAGCGGUUCAUAGUAGGAGUCUUACGCCUAAGCAAGUGCAACAUGGGGGCCACCCACAAUUACAAUCGCAAUGGCGAUACCGGCCAUUCAAGGACUGCAUCGGUGCACUAGACAGCACGCACGUGAUGGCUCGUGUCUCGGAAGAGUACGCCACUUCGUAUUACGGCCGGAAAGGCAUCCCAACACAGAACAUACUGGCCGUAUGUGACUUCGAUUUGUGCUUCACGUUUGUGUCAGCCGGAAAAUACUACUUGGUGGAUAGCGGCUAUAGCAACAAGACAAGGUACCUAGCCCCAUACAAGGGAUAUAGGUAUCACCAAAAUGCUCAUCGAAAUCGAAGACCACAAAAUGAGUUCGAACUAUUCAAUAAGGUACAUUCGUCAUUGCGUAGUUGUAUCGAGCGGACAUUCGGUGCGUGGAAGUCGAGGUGGGGGGCAUUGCGGAAUAUUCAGAAGUUGAGUUUCUCUAAUCAAGUGAUCUUCGUGUGUGCGUCGAUGGCGUUACAUAACUUCAUACGCCGAAACAGUGAAGUUGAUGAGGUCACAGUUCCUAUCGCAAAUAGCACCGAAUACGUGGCUCCCGAAAUGCCCGACCAUGAUGAAUACGCACGGGUUGCGGAUGUGAUUGAGGAAGGGGACUCCGACCCUCGAGAAGCCCCUGUUGGGUUGGUUCCAUUGAUGAAGCUCUGUAGGGAACAGUAUAACGGGCGAUUUUCAACAACAACGGAACUACAAGGCUAUGUUGGUUCCAUUGCUAAAGUGAAGCCCUUCUCUCCAAUUAGAUAUGAGGUAUGA